AGAGAGAGAGAGGGAGGGGCCCCGCCGGUUCCCACCAUUGGCUGCUGCUGAACCACCGACAGCUUUACGGCCACAGAGGAUGUGCGUGAGCGGCGGUAGCGCUGGUCCUCGGCAUGAUUGCCACUGAGAAGACUCUAGCGCCGCGUUGUCUCCUGUAGACCCCGUCUGAACCCGAUCCAACCGACGGGAGAUGCGCCCGGAGAACCGCGGAUACAUCGUCCGGACACCGCGGGGAGAAGAGGUAGAAGGGGCGGCGGAGGAGAGGAGCAUGUAACCGGGAGAGACGCACCGGCAGCGGCAGCAGCAGCGGUGGUGGUGGAGGAGCAGGAGCAGGAGCAGGCACCACCUGACUCCUCUCCCUCUUGUUCCCUUCUGUCUCUCUCUAUCUCUCUCUCGCGUCCCUCCUUAUUUGAGGCUCCGGACUGAACUCGUGCCUCCGGACGUUCAUAUCUGCGGCCAACAUGAGCGAGGAGGUGUCAGAGGUCCCCAAAGAGCUGCUGGAGAGCGUGAGGGAUGCGUUGGGGAGGAAGGUGAAGCUGUCGCUGAGGAGGAGAGUCAAACUGGAGAUCAAAGCGGACAAGACGGAGAACAGAGUGUUGGCUCUCGCGUCUCACCGAGCCUACCUCCUGACAGCACGCAUCCCCGCCAAGGUGGAACACUCCCUUAAUUACCUGGAGAUCCAGGGGAUUGCUUGUAACAAGCCGACACAGCUGCUGAUAGAGUACGAGCGCGGCUCCUUCUCCCUGAAGCUGCUCUCGACAGAGGAGGUCAAUGAGGUGGUGGCUCACAUAGGAAACUGCCUCCUGAGGAUAUGUCCUGGUUUACCACCCAAUAAAGUGAUGAAGAAGCUUUGUAUGGAGCCUCCUGACCGGCUGACCGCUCUGCAGACUCUGUGGGAGAACAACAAGCCUGCAGAACCUGGACCCUGUGGUGGGUUUUCUCAGAUGUACAGAUGUGUGUGUGACUGGUUGGGGCUGCCCUACAAGGAGGAGGUGCAGUGGGAUGUGGACACCAUCUAUUUAACACAAGACACUAGAGAACUCAACCUGCAGGACUUCAGCCAUCUGGAGAACAGGGAUCUGGUGGCCAUAAUAGCCGUGCUGGAGUUUAACCAGUGGUUCACCAAACUCUCCACCAAGGACUACAAACUGUCUGCAGAUGUGUGUGAGCAGAUCUUCAAGGUGGUGUCUCGAUCCAGUCGACUGGAGGAGUUGGUUCUGGACAACGCAGGACUCAAAACUGACUUCGCCCAGAAGCUCGCUUCUGCUCUGGCACACAACCCCAGCUCAGGACUCACCACCAUUAAUCUUGCCAACAACCCACUGGAGGACAGAGGUAUCUCCUCCCUCGGAGCUCAGUUUGCCAAACUUCGUACGGGGCUCAAGCAUUUAAACUUCUCCAAAACCUCACUCUCACCCAAAGGGGUGAACAGCCUUUGCCAGUCACUGAGUGCCAACCCGUCCAUCUCCAGCAGCCUGGUCCAUCUGGACCUCUCAGGGAACAUCCUCCGAGGGGACGACAUGCAGCUUUUCUGCCACUUCCUCGCUCAACCCAACAGCCUGGCGACCCUUGACCUCUCCAACACUGACUGCUCAUUGGACCAGGUUUGUUCUGCUCUGCUGCGAGGCUCAGUCCAACACCUCUCUGUCCUCAACGUGUCGAAGAGCGUCUUCCCUCACCGGAAAGGCAAAGAGGUGCCUCCAUCGUUCAAGCACUUCUUCAGCAGCGCCCUGACGCUGAGCUCCAUCAACGUGUCAGGAACCAAGCUGCCACCAGAGGCCCUCAAAGCUCUCCUGCUUGGUCUGGCCAGUAACCCCAGUCUGAAGGACGUGUCUGUAGACCUCAGCUGCUGCGAGCUCGGUCAUUGUCUGCGCUCAGGAGGUUCUCAAAUCCUUGAGAGUUGUAUAGCAGAGAUCCCAAACAUCUCCAGCCUGGAUAUCUCUGACAACGGCCUGGACUCAGAUCUGUCCACUCUGCUGGUGUGGUUGGCCAAGAACCGCUCCAUCAGACACCUCUCUCUGGGCAAGAACUUCAACAACAUCAAGUCAAAAAACCUCGGCCCGGUCCUGGACAGCCUGGUUCACAUGAUUCAAGAGGAGGAGUCGCCCCUCACCUCCCUGUCCUUAGCAGACUCCAGACUAAAGAGCGAUCUGACCAUCGUUCUCAACGCCCUCGGCAGCAACUCCUCGCUCACCAGACUGGACAUCAGUGGCAACGCCAUGGGGGACAUGGGAGCCAAGAUGCUGGCCAAGGCGCUGCAGAUCAACUCCAAACUCAGGACUGUGAUCUGGGAUAAGAACAACACCAGCCCUCAAGGUCUUCAGGAUGUAGCAGCUGCUCUGGAGAAAAACUUCACCAUCCGUUUCAUGCCCAUCCCCAUCAUCGAUGCCUCUCAGGCUCUGAAGACCAGUCCAGACAAAACGGAGGACGCCUUGCUAAAGAUUGAGAAUUAUAUCUACAGGAACCACGAGACCAGAAAAUACCUACAGGAACAGGCCUAUCGGCUUCAGCAGGGCAUUGUCACCACAACUACACAACAGAUGAUUGACAGGAUUUGUGUGAAGGUGCAGGACCACCUGAACUCUCUGAGGAACUCGGAGACGGACGCCAUCUUGGAGGACGUCAGGUCAGCAGAGAACCUCAUCAAAGACGCCAGAAACUCUAAAACGCUGCUUCCUCACCUCUACCACCUCGGAUCAGCGUCCAGAGACGAGGUGAACAGCUCCUCAGUGGGACCCAUCCAGGAGAAACUGGAGUCUAUGGCCGGGGAGGUGACAACUGUCAUGGACCAACAGCUCCAGACCCUGCUGGAGUCCAUGGUGGACACUGCAGAGUCCCUGUGUCCCCACGUGAUGAAGAGUAGUAAUCUUCGUCCAGAGUUGGUGAAGACCAGCUCAGCCAAGAUGGUCGUGCCCAAGAGCUUUGUCACCAAAACGCUCCUGGAGCAGUCGGGGGUGGAUAUUAUCAACAAGCUCAGUGAGGUGAAGCUGAGUCUAGCGUCCUUCCUGUCCGAUCGCAUCGUUGAUGAGAUAUUAGAGGCUCUUUCCACUUCACAACACACUCUGGCCGACCAUUUGGUACGUCGAGGUCGCCCUCUGGGGCAGCAGGAGUCGGUGGAUCUGGACGCACCCGAGGGGAAGAUCCCUAAGCGGGCAUCGGCUGAAAUAUUAGAGGCAGAGAGGCUGGAUGAUCUGGAGACGUGCAUGACUUUGUGCUGCACCAGUAUGACUCCUAAAACCAAGAGGAAAAGCAUCCACAGCAGAAUGCUUCGACCAGUGUCUCGUGCCUUUGAGAUGGAGUUUGACCUGGACAAGGCUCUGGAGGACGUUCCCAUCCAUGUGGAUGACGCUUCGACAUCAUCUCAAACUCCGCCUACUCCGUCUCAGGUCCUGCCCAAACUGGAGCACCGUCUGGCGGGAAAGAUGGUGGAGCUGCCGUCUGAGGAGGAGAAGAAGCUGCAGCACUUCACCAAACUGCGACCACGCAGGAACAAAAAAAGACAUUCCAGCAAAGUACCUCAAAUAAACAGUGCUCCACCUCAAGAUGGUGAGCAGAACGGCCUCAUGGGAAGAGUGGAUGAGGGUGUAGAUGAGUUCUUCUCGAAAAAAGUCACCAAGAUGGAUUCCAAACGUUCCCUGAAGAAUUCGGAGUCUCAAGACGGAGAGAAAAAGAAGAGUAAAGGAGGAUUCCUCAACCUCAUCAAACGAUCCACCAAAUCUGACAAAGCAGAUAAGUCAGAGAAAAACCAGACGACUCCUUUAUCCUCUGGUACGUCCUCAGCACCAGCCUCCACCAUCCCUGAGGAGCCCUCCUCACCAAAGGUGGCAGUGAAGAGCCCAGCACCUGAGUCAAAGUCAAGAGAUGCCUCCAGUCGCUCGCAGGCCACAGACUACAGCAGCAGCUCAGACCGAUCAGAAGAGCUGAGGACGCCUGAUUCCAUAGACGAGCCUUGGGAGGGCUCAGACGGCAGGGGCAGUCCUCAGGGAGGGAGGCGGUACCCGGGGAUGCAGAUUAUGGGCAGCGGCCUCCUGGCAGAGAUGAAGGCUAAGCAGGAGAGGAGAGCACACAAGUCUUCCAGCCCUGAUAGACCUGAGAGUAACGCAACAGCAACCAAAUCUCAGCCCCCUAACCCAGAGAGCAGCAGGCCUCCCACUGGUUCCCCUAAACCAGAAACUGGAUCUCCAGAAAAGAACCCACUGCGUGGUGAGACCAAGCCUGAAACAGCCCCUCGUCUCAGAGCUACAUCCUCCUCGAGUCCCCCGGGGGGUCCAGUAAGUCCCAAGCCACCGAUGCCGCAGGGGGCGAAGCCUGCCCUGGCUGCUCGACCCAGCAUCCUGCAGAAGCCCAGGACCACCAGUAGCAGCAAGAGCAUAGAUGAGAGUCUAGAUUCCUCCAGCAGCGGCAGUGUGUCUCCUAAAGUAGCCGUUCUCCCCACACUGAAGAGGGCGAUGUCAGAGAAAGAGAAGGAGGGUCAGACCAGUCUGCAGUCAGGAGGCUCCAACAAAACCACUCAGGAAGUGAGGACAGCGUCAGACUCUGUCCAGCGGUCCAAUCCUGUCCGUACCAACUCCGAGGAUCACGGCCCCUUGAAGACCAAGGACCAAACUCCAAACCCAGACAAGGAGAGAGCAGCGGGCAGGAAGUUAUCCGAUUCUAGGGAGGAGGCAGAUAAAGACUUUAUUUUAAUAUGAGCAAAAGACUGUUGACAAGCCUCAGAUGUUCUCCUUAAGAAAUGAAACUAAGGGGGAAUAUGAAAUAUAUGUUUUUAUUUAUGUGAAGAGGUUGUACCUGUUCUCUAGGUCCUGUCCGACCACAAAGUACUUAUCAUGUUUGGUUUGCAGGACGACCUGCUAUAGUAUCAGGUAAUAGACAGUUUCAAAUUCAAUUUAAUUUAAUUUAAUUCACAAAGAAAAUAUUUUGGGGAGUUUGCUUAAUAAUUUUUUGUCAUGUCAUGUCUCCUAGAAAACCAAACUAAAUCUCUUUAGAGCUUCCGUCUCACAAACACAAAUCAAGUUUUCCGGAUUUGAGGAAAUGGGUCGUGGGAUGAUCCGGUUUAUUCAGCCAGUGAACAACAAAACCUGAAACGCAGCAUCGGUUUGUGAAGUAAUACAAAAAGAGAAAAGGCAGAAUUUUUGUGUUUAAAAAAAAAAAAAAGAGACUGUGAAUCUGAGUGUGCGUCUAAAAUUCUUCCUUUAACUACUAAUCUAAAGUCUUUACACUAAUAUGUUGCAGUAGCUUGUCUCCCAGGGACCAAACACAAUAACAACACCACAACCACUGUAGUGUACUUGAACUCUACUUUACAUCAAACCAGACUGGGACCCGCAGUUUAUUUGUAUAGAUUUAUGGAGGAUCUAUUUUCAGUACAUGCAGGUUACCUUCCUUUAUGCAAUUCAUUUUUCUUUUUUACAGGAAAACACAGGUUUCGCUGAGAACAUCAGCAAAAUAAAUAAAUCAGUAAUACACACUUGAUGUAGCUGCGACAGUAAGAAUUUGAGUUAUUCAGAGAGGGCUAAAUGGACUGAAGGACGACAAUAGACUAAAUCAUCACGUUCCCUCUCGUGUGUGAGAGAAUCGGAGUGAUCAUAUGAAGUGUUUGUGCUCUGAGAGGACUGUGGUACCCUUUAACUUCACUAACGACUAAUCAAUAAGGCUUCAGCACUGUUAACCCUCAGCAAACACUGUGGAUGAAACGCAUUCAUCUUUAUUUUUUACAUUCAGCCGCUGACGUCUAUUUUUAAUGAUGUGCUGACGGUCCAAUGACAGCAGAGAACUUACUCAGAAAGAGGAAAAGCAAAGUGUGAAUGAGACCCGCUCGAUUUUUGAGGCAGAUUUUAAACCUCUUCAGUUUUGUGUAAAAGCAAAUACUGAGUUAACUCUUCUUCUUCUUCACCCCGCGUUUUCUAGAGAAUCGUUCUUCAGGACUUUCAGGCUCAGCUCGCUUUCACUUCGUACUGUGCAAUAACGAAACGCUUCUCCAGACUCGCAGCAUCGUGAUCACAUCACAGCCUCUGUAAACGGUGCCUGAAAGUGAAGGUGAGCUGAGGGUAGCACAUGGACCUCUGCUGGACUAUUCUGUAAUAACAACAGGUCUCAGGAUGAUUCCGCUCAUAUUUUUCUCUUAUAAAAGCAAGAAAUGCCCUUUUCACACUGCUUCACUGUCUGUUUCUCGAAAAGAUCUUGGCAGCUUCAUUAACAACCUUCAGAUACAGACUCUGGCAGUUUUCCUAAUGUUGUAAUAUAUAAUUUGGGUCAUAAAACUGGCCUGUCAAACCUAAACUAUACACAGCAUACAUUUGUCCAAAUGAGCUUGUCUAAACUACAGUGUUUCUUGCAUGUUUUGUUGUUUUGUGCCAGGCUGUAGUAAGAGCAGCAGAUCUUAUGCCUAAUCAGUGUGAAAAGGGGCACAACUUUUAUUGUACUGUACAAGAGUCAAGUUCAAGUCCGAGGCCAAAGGUCUCACAGGUGCACCUUUUCCUGUGGCGUCCAUGUCUUUCUGUAGGUUUAAGCUUUGUCGUCACUAAUCAUGGCUUAGAAAUAACACGGUUCCUGCUGUAUAUAGUCAAACUGUCCUACCGAUUUUCAGCCUCAGUCCCAAAAUCAAACGGCAUCUUUGUGUGGAAGGCGUUCCAGAAAACUGGAACCGAAGAAAAAAAAAAAGUGACUGUAUUCUGUUGGCAUUUUAAACCUCUUCCAUUUCCUGAUGCACGACACUUCUAGACACUGGUUUUGUUUUUCUGUGUAGAGUUCCAUAAACAGCUGGUAGCGUUUCUGUCGAGUUUUGUGAAAGACGGACAUUGACUUCCUGUUCUGUUCAGAAAAAUGUUCGUCCACUGCAUCCAUGUGGAGAGAGUGAAAAUGACGAGUAGCAUUGAGUCUAAACUCCUGAGUGAGUGUGUGUGUGUGUGUGUAUGAGAGACUGCAUGACGUGGCUGUGAGUUGUACCGUAUGUACAGUAUAUAUGUGCUUUCAUACAUGUAGGUGUAUGCAUGUGUAUAUAUGUAUGUGUAAUAUAUGCACAUGUAAUAUACUCACUCACUGUGACUUAUUCACACGCCUAUGUGACCACAGCAAAUGCUUUAUUGCUCUGGUACUAAGUUCACGUCUGUACUAGGGGGUUUGUUUGUAACUUAUUUGGAAUUUUAAAAAAAGUUUGCAGGUGAUGUCUUUGAACCGUUGUUUUUUCCUCUCACUUGUACAUUGUGUUCAUAAAUGUAGAAAUUAAUUCUUUGUACGUAUUCAUUUGUUAUUACAUGUAAUCGAUUCAAUGUUACUUUCAUCAUGGUUUCCGAUAAAGAAAUAAUGCAAAACGAUGACAAAACUAAUCAUUUUAUCGGUCUUGAUACAUUAGUUUGUCAUGGAUCAAUAUGUUUCACUAAGUUGUUCUGCUGGUGUUAGACAUUUCCUUCAUGCAAAUAUUAAUUCUGAUUAAAGUCAUUUUACAGGAUUUAAAA
Molecule: messenger RNA, 7454 nt
Organism: Hippoglossus stenolepis (Pacific halibut)
Lineage: Eukaryota; Metazoa; Chordata; Actinopteri; Pleuronectiformes; Pleuronectidae
Product: F-actin-uncapping protein LRRC16A
Exons: 40
Coding region: 462-4691 (1409 amino acids)
Biological process (GO): regulation of Arp2/3 complex-mediated actin nucleation; cell migration
Cellular component (GO): plasma membrane; lamellipodium
Molecular function (GO): protein binding
Source: RefSeq, a predicted model, not a curated record